CUCGAAUAAAACAAGAGCUGCUUGGACGACUACAAUCAAAACGCUGCGGGAGCUACCGAGGAAGUAUUACACAAAAAUAUUUAUUUCCCCCGCUGUUAUUAGCGUUUGUGGAGUGCUUGUUGAUGUCGAGAACUUUGUAGUCAUUCUUCAGGUGUUUAGAAUUUUUAACGAAAAUGCUUUGAACCUGGCGAGCUGGUUGCUACCUCAGUUUCAACAAAGCUGCCUAUCGCAACAAUGCAACAAAGCCUGGUUUCGUUUACGUGUUUAUGUUGUGCGUGAACUUGAGCGUGAAAAAAGAGAAAGUGCGAUAAACUUAAUGAAUGUUUGAUUUACUUUUAGUUGAGCGUUUGCUUUAUUUUUGUGCAGGACGGGCCCUUAGAUUGUGGGGAAAUGUGCAAUGCAGUUGGCCAAGUCUACAGCAAUUCUGACUGGCGAGCGAGCGAGCUCCCCUCUGCGCGCCAUCUUUAGAUGUGGGGAGUGUGUGUUUCACAGAGGGUAUGGGUGUGUGUGGCGUGUGUUUUACGCGGAUGAGUGUCGAAGGAGUGCGUUUUACGCCGCCCAUGGUUUUACACCGAGCAGGAACGAGUGUGUGAGGUCAGAGGUCAGGCCCUGAGAUGGGAUGCGUGUACCCCCAGCGGAGGACCGAGCCCAAAGAGAGACGCGCCGCUUGCUGAGGAGACGCCGAGUCCAGCCCCUUCCCCUCCCCCACCCCUCCUCUCCCCCUCCCUCCCACGGAGAGAGCCGCAGCCUGCCCCGCCCGCCCCCCAGCCCUGCCAGUCAUGUCUGUGGCCACGCCCACCAUCCAGGCCCCGCCUCCGGGCGUCAACCCCCCUCCCCCCGAGGUCACGAACCCCGGAAAGCCUGGGAGGAAGACCAACCAGCUGCAGUACAUGCAGAACGUGGUGAUGAAGACCAUCUGGAGGCACCAGUUCGCCUGGCCCUUCUACCAGCCCGUUGACGCCAUCAAACUUAGCCUCCCGGACUAUCACAAAAUCAUCAAGAGCCCCAUGGAUAUGGGCACCAUAAAGAAGAGACUGGAGAACAACUACUACUGGAGCGCCAGCGAGUGCAUGCAGGAUUUCAACACCAUGUUCACCAACUGCUACAUCUACAACAAGCCCACGGAUGACAUCGUGCUCAUGGCCCAGGCCCUGGAGAAGAUCUUCCUGCAGAAAGUUGCCCUGAUGCCCCAGGAGGAGGUGGAGCUGUUGCCCCCUGCCCCCAAGGGUAAGGGGCGGAAGCCCUCCGGCCCCCCUGACCCAGGAGGUCAGCAGGAGCUGUCUGUCUCCUCGCCGUCACCUCCUCCUCCCCCCUUCUCCAGCCCCACCCCCCCGCUGCCCCAGACCCCGCCCAUCGCCUCUACUCCAGUCCCUACCAUCACCUCAAACAUCCCCGCCCUACAGGCCCCGCCCACCGCUCCGCCCACCGCUCCGCCCACCGCUCCGCCCACCGCUCCGCCCAUCAUGCCUGUGGUUCCCCCUGUGCCGCCCGUCAUCAAGCAGAAGAAGGGUGUAAAGCGGAAAGCGGACACCACCACCCCUACCACCUCGGCCAUCACGGCCAGCCGCGGCGAGUCCCCGCCCCCCGUCCUGGAGCCCAAGCAGGGCAAGGCGGCGUCCCGGCGGGAGGGCACGGGCCGGCCCGUGAAGCCCCCCAAAAAGGCCCUGGAGGACGGGGAGCUGGCCCUGCUCGGCGCCGGCAUGGCGGGCGCGGCGGGGAAGAAGGGCCGGCUGACGGAGCACCUGCGCUACUGCGACAGCAUCCUGCGCGAGAUGCUCUCCAAGAAGCACGCCGCCUACGCCUGGCCCUUCUACAAACCCGUGGACGCCCCGGCCCUGGAGCUGCACGACUACCACGAGAUCAUCAAGCACCCCAUGGACCUCAGCACCGUCAAAAAAAAGAUGGAUGAGCGUCAGUACCUGGAGGCGCAGAGCUUUGCGGCGGACGUGCGGCUGAUGUUCUCAAACUGCUACAAGUACAACCCGCCAGAUCACGAGGUCGUUGCCAUGGCCCGGAAACUCCAGGACGUCUUCGAGAUGCGGUUCGCCAAGAUGCCGGACGAGCCGGCCUCACCCAGCCCGGCGCUGGCCGCGCCCGCGGGGGGCGUGGGUAAGAGCAGCGGGAGCAGCGGCGACUCGUCCAGCUGCUCCAGCUCCGACUCGGAGGAGGAGCGGGCCACCAGGCUCGCCGAGCUGCAGGAACAGGUGGGUUCCGCACAGCGUGUCUCUGUGGAGCACCCCAAGGGUAACGGGUGCGCAGAACGUUUUCAGCUGAAGGCUGUCCACGAGCAGUUGGCCGCUCUGUCCCAGGGCCCGGUAAGUAAACCAAAGAAGAAGAAAGAGAAGGAGAAGAAGAAGAAAGAGAAGGACAAAGAAAAGCACAAAGUGAAGGCCGAGGAGGAGAAGAAGACCAAGCAGCAGGUUGCCGUGGUGACAAAGCAGCCAGCCGCCGCCAAGAAGCCCCCAGCCCGGAAGGCUAACAGCACCGUCCCCCCAGCCAGGCAGCCAAAGAAGGGGGCGAAGGGAGCCGGAGGCGAGUCGGAGGAGGACCAGCCCCUGCCCAUGACGUACGACGAGAAGCGGCAGCUCAGCCUGGACAUCAACCGCCUGCCCGGCGAGAAGCUGGGCCGCGUGGUGCACAUCAUCCAAUCACGCGAGCCCUCGCUGCGCGACUCCAACCCCGACGAGAUCGAGAUCGACUUCGAGACGCUCAAGCCCUCCACGCUGCGCGAGCUGGAGCGAUACGUCAAGUCCUGUUUACAGAAGAAGCAGCGCAAACCACUCCAGAAGGGAUCCUCGGCGACAGGGGGCACCUCCCGGCUCAGUGGGACCAGCAGCUCCUCGGACUCGGGAAGCAGCAGCUCCAGUGGGUCCAGUUCAGACAGCUCCGACUCCGACUGAGCCAGCACCGACGCCAGCGGCGUCCUUUCACUUCCUGUUUUUUUUUCUUUUUUCUUUUUUUUUUUUUUUUAAAUCUCUUUUUGGUUUUUCAUUUUUAAACAAACGUUGUAUGCAGGUGUGGUUGUUUUCCUUCUGAGACUUAUGUUUUAUAUAAAAGUACAAUAAACAAAUAAAAAAAUUUAAAAAACCAAGUAACGCCGCGCCAAAGAACAUUUAACGUUUUAAAAUGUUUUGGUGGAGGAACAGGAAUGGGGAGGAGCCUAAUUUGACUCGACAGGGUCAUGGGAAUUUAUCUGACUUUCGAGGAGAGCGGUCAGAUAUCAAGAGAACAAAGGUUCUUUAAAAAGAAUAAACGCAUUUAAAGAUUCUUCAACUGGAUGAGUGAAAGGAAUGUUUUCUUUUUUUGGGAUGGCCUUGCCCAGUGAAUAAAUCUUGGAAAAGUUAUUGAUCAAUACAGCGUCUGUGUUCAGCUUUCUGAAAGAAUUUGGCGAAGUUGUGAUUCAGUGGAAGAAUCGUCACUGCAACGUCACCUGGACCCAACCCCUCAGGAGAUAAAAAUACUUAAAUUGACUCUCUUGCGCCCCCGUGGAUCACGUCACGUGACCUACGCAAACCUCAUGACAUUCCUCAAGCAUCCCGUCUGUGCAUAUUUAUGCAUCAAUCCAUUUUUUAUUUAUUUGACAUCUCUAAAAAGACCAUGGUUAUAAUUUGCUGGGGGAAAAAAACGAAUUUAGCAUGUGGCCCACAAAGAAUGUCAAUUUUGGCUCCACUCUGCAGAGAUCCAGCCCUGCUCUUUUCAGCGCUUUCUUAUGGAGCGUUGGAGUUGAAUAGUGAGAAUCAACGCUCGAUUUCACCCAAAACGAGUUAUCGAGGAGGCACAGGUCACCUCAAGUGAUUAGUAAAGGAACAAUGAGCGACAUCAGUACGGUGGUUUGGAGGGGGGCCAAAAGUUAUUCCCACACUGGUUUCAGGUAAUUCACUUUUCAGCCACCCCCCCCCCCCCCCCCCCCGUCAACACCAUACAUGGUGACCAACAUUCUGUUUGACCAUGGAUAUUUAUAACGGAUUGGUGGCUGUAAUAUCAGAUUUCCGUGGCAUAGCAAAUGUCGCAUGUAGAGAUUUUCACGUGUGUGUGUGUUAGAAUGUAUUUGAGCUGUUUGCGUUCUGUUCAAAUGAUGUUUGGGUAUAUCGGUGUUCAUUUUUGGGAAGGGGAGGGUGGCUUUGAGUGUUUGCCAAUUUAUGAUCUUGUAAGACAAUGCAGUAUUUGUGUUUGAAUGCAAAUGUAAAGCGAUUCCUCUCCGCCAAAUGUCUGUAUGUUACCAGAAGAUCAUUGUUGUAUACAUUUAUUUUUGGGGGAAUGUGACUGAACAUUUAUCUUGUAGAAUUGAGUGCUGUUUUAAGGUUUCCUGAGAAGCUGUGUGUCGUUCGCUCCGUUUCAGCUUGUGGAAGCUCAUUGGACAUGUUGCCGGUGUUGCUUUAAAACGGUUGGCUCCCAUUUUGUUUUUAUUUUCUUACCACCUAAGAGUAAGGUAAACUGCCGUGCAUUAUCACUAAACUGGAUGGUGCGAUUGGCCCGUGUGCUUGUGUUCUGUGUGUGUUACCACACGUUUGGUCUACCCCUGGCCACCAUCAGAUCUCCUAAUCUCAUUGAUGAAUGUAUGAAGUUAUUAAUUAUACAGUCGCUUUGCAGCUGCUGAGGAAAUUGUUCUCGUCGACGGUUUGAGGGAACUGCCAAAUUUAAUAGAAAGCAGUGUUAAUUUGUUAAAUGAUCAAGGUGAUACUUGGACCACAGGCAUGUCCUGCCUAGAAAUGCAGGGAUGAUGUUGCAAAAUGGUUGACUGUUCACGGACCUCUCAAACAGGACGUGAAUGCAAGUCCAUUACAUUGCGGUUACCGCUUUAUGUGAAACGUGAAAGCAAAUCAGUUGUGACGAGGGUAAUAUCACCGAGUCUUCCUCUCAAGGGAUAUUUUUUUAAUGUACUUGUCCUUGCUAAAUGUCAGAUAUAGCUUCUUAAUUACAUCUCGUGAUUGGGUUUAAAUUUAUUAUUUUCUUCUUUUUUCCUUGCUGAAACCAGUUGCUACCUUGGUUUGCCAUGUAAAGCUAAAUCUGUAUAAAAAUGCUCAAGGGGAUGCGUGUUGGGUUAGCUGUUGUCAUGGUAACGAGUCUUUGAGCAGUGACAAACUGCAGAGCCCCAAGUUAAAUCAGAAGUGCAUUUCUCCAUCGCAUUAACGCUUUCCCCUGUACAGCACCCUGAUGGGUUGUCCUUUGAAUGAUGUCACAAGAGUUGAAUGAUAGAAGAUGAUUAUAUAUAAAUAUUAUAUAUAAAUAUAUAUAUUCGCCACUUUUUUUGUUUUGUUUUUCGUUUAUUUUAGGCCCCUAUCAAAAUGCUAUUAUAGUUCAUUUUAUAUUGGAAAAAAAAAUAAAAAAACAAAAGUUUACUUUUUAUGUAUGAUGUG
Conger conger (European conger) is the source of this 5357-nucleotide messenger RNA. Its product is annotated as bromodomain-containing protein 3-like. Gene Ontology annotation, biological process: chromatin remodeling; regulation of DNA-templated transcription. Gene Ontology annotation, cellular component: chromatin; nucleus. The coding region runs from base 780 to 2900 and encodes 706 amino acids. The record is from RefSeq and is a predicted model, not a curated record. NCBI's taxonomy places the organism in Eukaryota, Metazoa, Chordata, Actinopteri, Anguilliformes, Congridae. The transcript is spliced from 12 exons.